AUGGCGCGCGCCGACGCUACGUCGCUGCACUCGCGGUGGCUGCUCGCCGCGGUGCUGGUCGGUUCGCUGGCCACCGUGUCCGCCGCGGCCCGGGCCGUGGACGGGCCGAAGUCGGACCGCAGAGCGUCCACGGCCGGACCGCAGUCGUCUUACCCGGUCGACCGGGGUUUCGUCGACCAGGAGCUGUCCAGACGGCUGGAGGCCUUGACCGACCAGGAGCUGACCGUCCUGGAGACGGCCAUGCCCCAGCCGCCCGCCACCAACGGCCAGCCGCCGGACGACGGAGAAGACAUGAUGAUGGCCGACAUGCCGCCGUCGACGGACGACGCGCAAGUCACCGUGCAGCCGGACGAUCAGGCGGUGAUCAGAGAAAGGUACCGUCCGAUAAUAUUAAUUUUGAUACGGUUCGACAUCCGUAACGCGGUUAUAAUCAAUUAUUUUUGUGUAACGCGACGGCCGUCAUUCGGAGGGGAGGGCAGGGACGGACCCGGGCCCCGGUUCCGCUUUAAGCGCCGUUUCGACGCACGAGUCUGUCGGUGUCCGAAAUCGCGCGCGCACGAAAAAUUCGAAAUACCCGAAAAUCCGAAUAACCGCGAAAAUCACACACUUUUAGCCGGACCGCUGUCGACGGUCGAAAAACGCGUAGAGUCAAACGAAAAAUUAAUAAACCCAAAUUCGACGGGCGUUUUGUUCAUAAACGUCGGCCUACGAACCAGAGUAAAACGUCUCCAGUUGUUUUGCGAUUUCUGAUUUGAAAAGCGAUUCGACUCCGUACCCCCCCUUUUUUUUUCUAUGUUCCGUAUCGAAAAUAUUUUCACACUUUUAUGCUUUUAAAACUUUCGAUUGCGAGUUUAUGCCGAGAAAAACGGAUGUAAACACGAGUCGUGACGUACUUUAAUUAAAUACAAACGAAUAACAUGAAAUCGUGAUUUCGAAAUCGAAAAUACGGCGAACGGUAAUGUAUGGAUGUCACUUCAGUUUAAUGGUCUAAAAACGGUUUUCCUCAUAAAGCAAUGGAUCUGCAUAAAAGUCUUUACAUUUAGGCGGAUGAAGGGUUACAGAUUAUUUUCAAAUUGGAAUCGAAGAAAAUUCAGAAAACCGAUUCCCGAUUCUUUAAUUUAAUCGUUUUGAAAAGCCGCAUUUCCCUGCCCGUUAUUCCCGAUUCAUCGAUCAUUGACGUGAUUGAAAAAUCGGUCUCUGCGUACGGAUGUAAUACGUUUCUCAUAUUUUCCAGAAAAAAUGGAAUUUUUUGUAUAAUUAUUAUAGAAAAUGAUAAUAAUAUUAACAAUUUGACAAAGUGUUGAGACGAAAAUGUUGACGUUUCGACUUUAUAUUUUAAUCGAAUUCGUGAUUUUUAUUGUUUUUUUUAAUGUUUAGAGAAAACCGGGUGCCUAUAAUUAUGCAGCAGACUGUAACCGCAUUCGCUAAUCGAUUAUUAUUAUUAUUAUGGCUAAUUGACUUUUCAAUUUUUUUCUCAAAACUUUAAAAAAUUAUUAAAACUCUCCCGAUCGACAUUGAAACAUGUCCACGGGUUGGCCCCUGGGGCCGACAGAUCUUAAAUACGACCUCGGUCCUGCAGUCACGCCACUGCAGUGCACAUCGCCAAUAUCGAAAUGACGUGGGGUGAGGGACUUUGAUUUUUUUUUUUUUGUGGGGGGGGGAGUAAAAGUACAUUGCACUUUGGGACGAGGGAACGAAUCGCCCUCCCCCUUCCUCGUAGAAAUGCAUAUCAUACUUGUGUUUCAGCCAAGUUACGGAAAAAGCUCGAAUAGAAAUCGGCUUUUAAACUACCGAUUACCGUAGUCGAGUCUCGGGGUCCGGGAAGAGGAUUUUACGAUUGAUUCGCGGUUCUUAUUUCACCACAUUCCCACCCGUCGGCAAUUCCCGAGCGCGCCACCGGGUCUACAGAGCGAAACGCAAAGCUCGCGCAUCGUUUUUUUUUUUUUUUUUUACAACACUUCGAUAUUAACGGCCAAAAUAUGCGCGAGUGGACGAAUAUUAUAAUGUUCUAUGAAUAGAACACGGCGGCGCGGCGACUCUUCUCGAUCUUAUUAUUAGGCGAUCCGUUUUUUUUUUUUUUCUUCUGUUUUUACUGGCGAUCUACCAACGGUCGGGCAGCUCAACCCGACCGCUGCCCCAUAUUUCCCCCGUCUUAGGAUUUUUUUUUUUCUUUCUAUUUUUCCCCGGCGGAUCCGUCGUCACUCGCCGCGUAUUUAUAAUGUUAUAAUGCAUUGUACUGACGGCGGCGGCGGUUAUAUUUAAAUAAUAAAUCGUAGUCGCCCGAGACGUCGGCGUCGAAAGACGUGUACGCAUAUAAUAAUAAUGACUGGUGUAAUAAUUUAUCCGACUUUGUGUCGUUCGGGCCGAUUUUACAGACAGCAGCCACCGCCGUGUCGCAAACACGUGCGCCGGCGGUGGUCGUCGGGACACUAAAUAUAGAGCGAAACGUCCUCUCUCGGGGGGGCCCGGCCGCCGGACGAAGACGACCGCCGCGUGACCGAACCGAGAAAAAGAAAAAAACCGUCGGGAACCCGGGAACGGCGGACCGUCGUUCGGUUUAUGCGCGGCCGACGGAAGACGAUUCUGAGCCGAGUUCGGUUAAACGUGUUAUUAUAUGCGUUUCGAAACUGUAUCCAAAGUUGAAACUAUAAACAAAAUAGCUACUGCUUUUGCGUUUUCUCGAACAUUCGGUCACUUUUAACGGUUUCCACUUGGACCAAUUGAGCUCAAACUCGGGAAUUGAAUUUUUUUUUUUUUUUUGUUCCAAACGGAUUAAAGUGAUAACAUUUCGGUUAGAUUUCAAUGCACGAACUUCGCCAUCCGUUGCGGGACAAGAGUGUUUUUUAGUUUUUUUUCGCACGUCUGCAAACACCCUUGAAUGAGGCAGGGGGGGAGGGUGAAAGGGAGCAGUGGCGGCGCUCGGUUUCGCGGGGCCCAGGACAGUGUUUUAGUGGUUACAGCGGUGACUUUAGUAUAACCAAUGAUUGUAUACCUAUUUAAUAAUAAACCGCGGGGCCCUGGACAUAUGCCCUAUUUGUCCUCCCAUAAUGCCGGCACUGGAAAUUAGUUUACGCACCGUGUAAGUAUUAAGCUUUUUGGUGAUUUCAACUUUCAACCCCUUUUCAAUCCAUUUUUACGAUCGGAUUACCGCCCAGUAAAACACGUCUUACGGUGAACACUAUUCAAUGUACAAGCAUUUUUCUGUUCGGUCAAACUGCAUAAAACCAAAUGAAAACUCGACGACUUCACAUUCCGAAAAGUUUAUACCGCGUCUAAAAAAGAGCUACCGUACGGCAUAUCACCUCGGCUGUCUCUACUAGUAUUUAUACGAAAUCAUAACAAACACAUUCGAACAUAAAGAAAUCGCGUUAGCGACGCGCAAUUUCCCGUUUUUUUCCGAAAGCUAAUUUUAAUAAACACUUCGUAAUCACAACGAGUAAAAGUGAAAAAGUUAAAAAGAUUAAAGGUAAAAAAUUGUUUACAGACAGAAAAAAAACACGCAUCGUGCAGUUACACCAAUACAAUGCUCGAAUCUAAAACGUCAAAAAGGGAAAUGUCCGUGAUUUAUAAUUCUAGUGUAUAGGUAUUUAAAUUACCCAAUCUAAUCUAACCUAACCUAAUCUAACGUCGUACGGACGACUGACGAGAAUAAAUAUUCGCAGUGUAUCGCCAAUAUUAUUGCGGUGCAACAGAUAUCCGUACCCAUCCCAGGCACAUAAAUAUAAUAUCAAUAACGUUCACCCGUCUUUUCGAAAUACGCGACCGGAAAUUCGACCUCUUGACAUGAAACGCGGCCACAGCGUCAUUUCGACAACCGGAAAAAUAUAUAUAAAAUCGAAAAUAAUUUCCGCGUAAAAAAUUACACCGCGAUUUCGUUAUGAAUUCCGACGCUGCGAUCGAAACGUCCUCGGCGAAAUUCCAAAAACUUUCCCGCGAAUAUCGUACACAAGUACAGAUGCACAAUCGAUCAAUCGUCAAUUCCGUCGAGUGUAUCUGUACAUUAAAAAACAAACGAAAACGUCCUAACAACCGCACAGGGGGUAAAAUGUCCGGAUAAUCAUCGCGGCGGUUCGUUUUUUCAAAAAUGAAUCGUUACGAUACACAAUUGUCCCGUUUCGAAUCGUUACGGCCUGACCGCAGUCGUCUGGUGUCCGCACUGUGCGUGCGCAUAAUAUUGUCAUCACAGCCGCGUCGCCGCAACACUUUACGUUAGUUACGACGUCUGGUCGUUCCCGGGGAAGUAACAGUGUAGCGUACGAUCCGCCGCGGUUACUACAAACGAACAGAGGGAAAACAAUAAAAAAUUACAACAAAAUACAAUUGCAAAACGUUACGUUGCCCCGCGAUACUAACCCGGUUGACCCGGAAUACAGCGACGCGUAUGUUCCGGUGCACUCACGUAAGGACGUCGUAAUGUUGUUUUUCACACUUGUUUUUUUAUCGUUCGACCCGAUCGCGUACCCGACGGACGCUGUCCGUGUCCGGCCCCUAGCCGAUACGUACACGACGUGGUUUCAGGGGAUUUUACAAAACGCAAUUUACAUAUUGUAAUGUACUUGGCGGUUCGCACCGGACACCGCUCCGAGAAUAUCAGUGUCCCCCCGGGUGCGUACCUGCACCGAAACCUCAAGUCAACCGCGUCAAGUCGACGGAAAUCCAUCGGGGGGGGCUUAGAUAGAGCGCGGGGGAAACGGAAAAACUCAACCGACCUGAUGGCGCGAAGCCGACAACGCUCGUGAGGAGUACAGUUUCCUUAGCGCGUCCCUUGAAUAUCUUUAGGUCCCAGCGAAUACAGACCCAGUUAUCAAGCGCGCAGUGCCGUAAUCUCGCGUAUCUCGAAACUCGGUGAAAUGAGUUUAUCGCGGUCAUAAAGCGAACGAUAUCGAUCGUUUUUUUUUUUUUUUCAACAAUUCAAGUAAGAAAUUACAAAUUAUUUGCCAUUGUUUACAUAGAAACGUGUCUUCGCACUGCCCACAUUUUUUUAUUCGUUGAUUUGUUUUCGAAAUUAUAUAUUUCGUUUUCGUAUUUUAAUCCCGUCCAUUCAUAAAAAAUACGAGGUACUUACUAUUUCACAAUAAUAAUACGUAUAUAUUCAAUUUUAAUUCAUUAAAAAAAAAAAAAAACUCGAUUAGGGAUUUUUUUUUUUUUUUACAAAUACGCAUUCCUCGAUAUUAUUACAAUACCUACUCGUUAUUGAUUUUUGACGACUGAAUCCAAAUACGAUUAUAUAGGUAGGUGGUAUUUGGAACAGAAAUACGUAACGUUAUAUUUUCUGCAAUGUGUCAGCAUUUUCGUUUGUCGCUCUAUACGUCCCCAGUACUCGUUUAACCGCGUUUUAUGAUUUAAUCGGUCAAUCAUAUUUCCAACAUUCAAACCUGACCGUGCCGGCGUAUAUUUAAGCAGUAGAUACUGCAACACGUGUCGCAUACGGAAUUGUCAUUUUAUCGUAUUUAGAUUAGGUUUCAUUGUAGUUUAGUAUUUAGCUCGUGAAAUGGCAGCUGCAACAGUUGGACACAGUGCAAAUAUCGAUUGUACGCGAGAGAACGGACGGAUACGAAAUACCGGAAUACUACACGCAUGUGGGCGGCAUCAUCGAAAUCCCACUGAAAUCGAUUUUCCGAACCAAUUGAGUUUUUCAAUUCGAUACCGUUCACUACUGCUAGGACCAAUUCGAGUGUGUAACACGUUUUGUUUGCGUGUAUCGUCGGUAAACGUCGAGCGCGAAAAUAUAAAUGUCAGCAUUGGUUUUACUAUGUUUUUUUUUUUUUUUUUCUGUUUGUUUACGUCUGCACACAAUUUUUAUACCAGACACUUUGCUCCAAUCGAAAAUUCCUCGUAGCGUUUCGUUUUUUUGUAUUUUCCUCGUGAUUUCUCAACGAAAACGGAGGAACCCGGAAACCUAUUGACGAAACGGGAAAAAAUAUGACUAACAAUACCACGCUCGGAAUCGCUGGAAAUCAAUACAGUGGCGUGCGGAUAUAAAUUCAAUUACCCACACUAUACCAAUGUACUAAUAUCCUCCAUAUUUCUUCCAGAGACGGCGACACACAGCCGUCUACUUUUUUUUUUUUCUUUAUACCUACCCAUAUGUCGUAUAAUUGUUCUACCGAUUGAAAUUCUGUAAAUAAAUAUUUGUCUCGGGCGAAUCGUUUUUCUUUGAAAUAAAAACCCCAUCGCGGCUACGAUACGAUGCUUUUUAAAGUACAAAAUGUCGGGCACGUACCUACAUAUACACACACACACACACACACAGGUAAUGCGUAUAGUUUGAGGCUCUGUACACAACACGUGUAUAUGAUUUAAUUUUGUUUGUUUUUUUUUAUUUUUAUUUUUUGCCGCCGUCUCGGCUCUUUGUAAUUUAUUCGUCUGGCCCACAACGUUUUUAUUUAUUUUUAAACCGACGGCGGAACUUAGGGGGAAAUGCACUUGACGCCGCGACUGCAGCAUUUCCAGACGGAUUUUAAUGUGCGUCCGCGUGCGCCGGGAUGUUUUUUAAACGAUUAUUGUUAUUGUGUACUUCCUAUUACGUCGCCGUCCUACAGGUUUUUUUGUUUGUUUUUCGGCGGGUUUUGGUUUAUAUUUUACGUUUUCGAUUUCGUUUAUUGCGCGUGACUCAUCGCGGUCGAUAUGUAUACAUAUAAAAAUAAGAACAAAAAUAAAAGACGAAAAAAACCCCAAAUUGCACGCGAGGUGACGAUGCGCUCGUAAAUAAAUCGGACAUGUUCUUGUCGUCGUCGCAUCGUCAACCGCGAUGAUAUUGUCAAUUUUUAAUGGGAUCCGUCUACGUGCCGUUUUCGUCCUUGGUUUUCCAGACGGGUCUUCAAAUAAUUUAAACGUGAUCGGUUUAUUUUAUUACACCGUACUCAAUAUAAUAUUCGGGUAUAUAAUACUUGAAAUAGGAUUCAGAAACCGGGGUUGGUUCCGUAAUUUCACCUAUAUACUGUUUUAUUUUAUGCGUAAACUUGUUCGGUUAUUAAAAAUGUUCUGACUUUUUCACUCAGUACCUUAGAAGAUGCCGGAUCAGUUUUUCUGAAAAAAAAAAUCGUUUAGGUACAAAAACCGAUAGUAAAUAUUCGAUAAACUAUAGGUUUUAUUUUUGUCAAUAUCAACUGCUUUCGGAUAUUUUUAACGGCUCCCUCCGAAUCAAAAUAACCAAUAAUUAUUUAUCAAAUUAUUUUUAUAAGUACAUUGAAAUGAUAAAAUAAUUAGGUUAAAUUUUAACAUGAAUUUCACCAUUUUGCUAUGGGGGAAAGGUGUUUUUUUAGCAUUGAAAACUCUUACAGGCUCCCGAAACGACGUCAUGGGGAUGAUAUGAUAUUCGGUAUAUACGGUUGACGUUAGUAUCGAGGACGUGCAUUUUGGGAGUUUCAAAUUUCAACCACUACCCCUAGCAUUUUUGUGCUCAAGUUUUAAUAAUUUGUCGAAAGUAAUAUAGUAGGUAUAACAAAACAUAGACGGGGGAAAAUUUGAAUUUUUUUUUUUUUAUUCCAAUGAACAAAUCGUUGGAAUCGCUUUCAGUCAUAGUGAAACUAAACUAGAUACCUUAUAAUAAUAUAAUAGCCAUUCAAAUAAUGUCCGGCUAUUUAUGGUUUACAUGUAUCGCCGUUAAAAAAUAUACUUGAAUAAUAUGUAUUUAUUCGCAGCACCGUGUCCGUACUUACCGUGGACGAGUAUGGCAAUACAACGAAGCCGUAAGUGUGUAUACCUAUACAGUAAUCUUUUAAUGUGUUUGCGUGAUGUGUUGUCAUUUAUUGAAUUUUUGCUGCACCAUUUGAACCCCGUAGUCUAACGUUUUAUGUUUUAUUUACUUAUAUUGGCAAUAGUAAUAACAAAUUAUUGUAUUAUCAACCUUAGCUAUAUAGUAUAUUAGUGUACAUAUUGAUAAUAUUUUAUAGUUGUUUGGUUUUUUGUUUUUUUUUUUUUCGUAUUAUUAGCCUAUUGUUAUUACACGAUUUAUUACGUGUUUAACAUUAUAACCGUUAUAACAUUACAAACGCUUAUACUAUUGUUUUGCCAUAUUUUGUUUUUGUUGUGUUUGUUUUUUUUAUUUUUAUUUUUUAUCUAAUUUCUAUUGUCGUGUUUCCCGCGCUGAUCGAAUCCGUUUGCCUUUUGUUUUAUUAUAGUAACAAGAAACAGCGCCUGAGAAACAUCAAGUUGCAGAUUUUGAACUAUCUAAAUCGAGCUCCAUCACCGAGUCCAAUAAUUAAACCGAACCCGAACGCGUCGUCGUCUUCAUCGUUAUCCUCCAAUCAGAACGUGUUUCAAAACUUUUAUCAAAAAUUAGGCGUUGUAUCGGACAGUUAUCCGUUCGACACGUUUACGGAAAAAACGCAAAGUUUUUAUCCCGGUUGUAAGUAUAUCAAAGUUCGAUCGCGCCGCAGCGACAUUAUACGUACCUAAUACUUGUAUCAGACCUCGGAAUGAACGAGUUCAACAUACGUUCAAAGGUUCAAAAUGUACACUAACCACGAAUUUACAAAGUAUGAAUGCCCAACAAGCUAUGAAAAAGUGACCUCCGUUAAAAUGGCUCUGCUCUUGUCACAAUUCCGAAAAUAUUCUCACUAGCGUGCCUAGCGGAUCGAGCUCUUAUUAAUUUCGCCACGGUGUAAAAAAUUAUUUUCUGUGGCAAAAAUAUUUCUUAUAUUAAAUAUUUAUAUUAUAAAUAUAUAUUUUUAACCGUGUUCUGCGGUGUUGAAGAUUUAAGUUCUUAUACUUUAAGUGAUAGCGUCGUUUUAUCAGUUUUCACACCCAUAUCAGUUGAUUGGGAGCAGUCACUUUUACGAUCACGUGCACAGAAGAUUAUCAUAGCUCGUUGGGCAUCUAUAUGCUAUCUUAAUUCGCGAUGCAAACGAAACAUGAUUAAAUUAAUAUUUUCAACAAACUGAAAAAUUGUAUUGCAGACUGCGACGUCCUCUUGAGAUUAUAAUAUUCGAACAUUUAUUGGAUAUGAAUACUUUAUAUCCAAUAAAUCCAAUGAAACUCCUGUGUAAAGUUCAUAAAAAUCAAUAACAAAAUUAGCAUAAAACGUAUAUUUAAUUUCGUUCACAAUAAUGAACUCGGACUAAACGAGUUCGGUGAACUUUGGCUAAAUUUUAACUAAUAUGCCUAUUUACGAACUAUAUACGAGUAGUUCAUGAACGAAUUCAUAUUUUACAAGAAAUUUUCAAUGUCUGACUCAUAUAUACGUAUUGCGGUCGAUUUAAUUUUUUUUUUUUUCAAUGCGAUUUUCAAUACCUUUACACGUUAUGUUAAUAAAGGUAGUUUGCCCAAACACACGAACGAAGAGGCUUGGUACUCGACAGAAUCGAUGAACAUCAUGUUCAAUAUAACUAUAGCAAGACCGUCCAAUGAAAAUUUCACCGUGAACGUAACUACGGCUACGCUCAGACUGUUCAAACAAUUCUUAAAUUGCACUUCAUUGUCGAGUAACGAAGUACGUACCUGGUCGGAUAAUAAUUAUAUUACUGUCGUGAUCGGUGUUGGGAAAGACAACCGACAUUUGUGUGUUCAGAUAAAAUCAAUAAAUAUAACGAUUUGCAUAUUGUGAUAAAAUAGAUAAAAGUUUAAAAACCCUCACGGGUUUAUUUUUCUAUAAAGCAGUUUCGGUGAAAUUUCAAAAAACAUCGUAAGACCCGAACCCAGGAGCUGCACCCUAAGGCUACUGGACCUUCCUUCACCUUUUCCGUUACACAUUAUCUUAUGGUAAAAUGUCACACACACACACCGACCUGAUAUUUCGGUCAUGUAGCAACUGUUUCAUAGGAUACCCGUUUACGCCAUCGCGCGUCGCUGAGAUACGCCUACAGCGUACUAUUUCAUACGUAUUCGAUGAAAACACCCAUGAAUACAAAUAAAUAAGAUGUUCGGUUUAAUCCAGGUCAAAGACAUAAUACGUCGGCAUCUGAAAAUUACAUUUUAGACGAUUUUUUUAUCUAAAUUCUAUCUACCCGAAACCGGUCGCGAUUUUCUCGUGAAUUUAUCGAUAAACAACACGAUGAAAAAUUGUAUUGUAAUAACAAUAAUAACACUUUUAUAGACCGCGGACGGAUGUCCGGAGGCAUCGUUGGAAGAUACGACGUCGAAACGACCUAACAUUAAUACGCAGUCCGCGUCCGCGGAAGCCCCGGCAACGAUGAUGGAGGACAGACAGAUCCGCGUGUCCGUUUACAUGUACACCAGAACGCUCAAGAAGAGGAAAAGUAAGUGCGACCGUCGAAACUUACAAGCAGGGUUCGGGGUACACAGAGUAUUUGCUUAUUGGUUUGGCCCGACGUUAAAAUCUACCAGAGUGCUACGGAAAUAUAUAAUAUCAUGAUGUCACAACGAGUUCAAAUAUGAAAUUUGAAAUUUUAUUUUUUUUUGGGUACAAAUCUUCUGCCAGAUAUCGGGUAUCUCAUUGUAACCGAAACACGAUAAGAAUACUUUUUUCGUAGCAUUUUCGACUUAGUUAGUGUAUUGGGGAGAUUAUUUUUCGAUUUUCUUGUACAUGUUUACGUCGUUCUAAAAUUUAACCGUUCGGAUAAUGUUAUUGCGCUAAAUUUCCAUUGGAUAUAUCGUUCAAAUUUGACCGAUUUUUACGAUUGACACUUCUUGUUAGUCAUGUUAUUGUUUACCGAGAUUCAAAUUCACCGCAGUAAUGAAAUGUCUAUUACUACGGUAGAAAAUAACGUUGCAACCGUAUUAUAAUCAUCAUCAUGUUCUAUACUAUCCAACACAAUCUAAACAGUUUGGUAUCCGACCACCUAUUACCGCAGAUCCUUUAUAUAUAUAUACAACUUAUAAUCAUGAAAAAUAACAAAAAUGUGAAAAUUCGCAGUGAGGAGGAGGCUGUUGGAUAGCCGCAUGGUGCCGUAUUACAGUGAAAAAUGGACCGAAUGGAAUAUCCGGAGCGCGGUGAAGAUCUGGCGUCAGGAUCCGUCCCGUAAUUUCGGAUUGAGCAUCGAAAUCGAAGACGAAGACGGAAACGUGCUUCCGAUCGAGAGGUUUUUCAAAUCGAUGAACUGCAGCCCGGGCAUGGCGCAAAUGUGUAAGUGCUUUACUUGUUAUUAUACCGUACUAUAAUCGCGCACAGCAUUAAUCGAUCAGCCCGUAUCUCGUAUACCCAGUACUCUUAUAGACAACAACGUUGGGAAAUAUAAGUCGUAAUAUCGUUGUCGGCAAAUCGGCCACCGAGCUUUGCGAUUUCACACUCCGAACGCCGGGCUCUUGAUUUUUAACGGACACGUCAAUUUUUUUUUGCAUUUCAGCGACCCCGAAACCGAUCCCCGGGUUCCUGGUCGAAUACGGUUUCCGCAUUAUGGGCGGCGCCAACGGGACCGCGAACGUCUCGGCGCUGAGCCCGACGGACGCGCUGUACAGCAACGCCUACCGGUAUCCCAUGUUGGAUUUGUCCACGAUCGAGGUGCCGAACUCGGAGCAGCUGAAGGUGCCGAACUCGGACGCGGCCAGGAAAUCGCUGUUGCAGGCGAUCUCGGGGCACGCCAUGGAACGGUACUCGGACGUCCCGAAGUCGAUGCAACAGAAGCCGAACGGGUCCGCGCACCGGAUCCGGCACAACAGCACAGCCGCCGCCGCCGCCAACAACAACAACAACAACAACCGGCACAAGACCGACGGCAGGCCGACCUUGCAACUGUCGGACGUCGAACGGGAAUUGCAGGGCAAGAUCAUCGUGGUCCAGAGGAACGUGCCCAUGCCGACUUCCGAUACCGAAGACGGCGACUCGGAAUAGAUGGGAAACGCGCACGGCCCACCCCCUCCCCCCCCGCCGUUCGCGCGCGCGCCCUCUAUUUGCGAACAUAUUUAUUUAUACGAAAAUCCCCUACGCGUAUGUGCCAGGGUCACGCGACGUCAUCUUGUACUAAUAAUAUGUAACUAAUACAGGACGAUUGUUUUGUUUUUUUUUUUUUUAUUCGUCUUGCGCAAUUUUUCGAAAACUCACUAUUUUACAAUACACACUACGCAGCGCUAGAUUUAUAGGGCGGAGCCCGGGUCCAGGGGCCCCCGCGAAAUAAGAAUACUUUUGUCUACUAUUUAUAUACCGUUUACAUAUAACACGCGAAUCGAACACCGACGAAAACAUUUUGACUUCAAUUUACCUCUGUUUACCGAGUGCUAGGACCCCGCAACCCUAAACCCGGUCCCGUAUACACAGCCUGUUUCGAAAAAACGAACGCGGCAUAUCGCAUUAGCGUGCAGCGCGAAUUAAAAAUCACCCUGUACAUACCCGUACCCUUUAAUAAUAUUAUAUAUUGUGGUGGAGGGAGAUAAAUUAUUGUAAAACGCCUCGGUUGGUGAACAAAAAAUCACAUAAAUGUAAUAUUGCAUUGAUUAUAGUAUACAGUAGGUACAUUUUAUUUAUUAUUAAGUAACUAUUUAUACAUUUUUUUUUUUUUUAUAUAUAUUAUUAUUAUUAUUUUUUUUUUAUUCGAUAGUUCUAC
Molecule: messenger RNA, 12440 nt
Organism: Cinara cedri
Lineage: Eukaryota; Metazoa; Arthropoda; Insecta; Hemiptera; Aphididae
Source: the annotation of a GenBank genome assembly